CAGGUCUCACAUGGACGACGACCUUAUUAGGUGGAGAUGUAACAAACCUAAUUAUGACGUUGUCAAUGAACUUUAUCUGAAGGAAAGAUCAAAGACCCACAAACCUAACUCUGUGGAGAAGACAAUUGAGAAUUUAGUGAAGACCUUCGAGAUGGAGUUAACAAAUAAGAAGAUUCCCAAAGAAUGGAAGAGUAUCGCAUACGACGUUUUUAAAAUGCAGAUAAAUGGUGGGAAAUACUUCAGCGCAGACGAGCUUGCAGACGUCGGUAGCUACAACGCGCUUUUGGCCGAUGCACCUCUGUUCAAGGCAACAGGCGAAAAGCAGGAGAUCCUUCAUGGGCAGUAUAAAGAAGCCUUUCCUGGUGGAUUUGCCUGGGAGGUGCUGGAUGUCAUCUCAGGUCCGCCUGUGGUAACGUUUACUUGGCGGCACUGGGCCGAGUGGACCGGACCUUACAAGGGGGUGUCGCCCUCUGGCGAGAGGGUUGAAAUGAAAGGCUGCGCCAUCGCUACUGUGAACGAAAAACCGCAGAUUGAAGAGUUGAAAGUCUACUUCGAUCCCAACACUAUUCUGGCCACCUUACAGAAGCUGAACAAAGGAACAAAUGAGGGAAUCGCCAGAUGUCCCUUCCACAAGAAUAUGAUGUAA
This is a messenger RNA of Lingula anatina, 646 nucleotides long. RefSeq lists its product as uncharacterized. The record is from RefSeq and is a predicted model, not a curated record. Lineage: Eukaryota; Metazoa; Brachiopoda; Lingulata; Lingulida; Lingulidae.